AUGCGUCAUCAAAAGUUGCACAAACAUCUGAUGAAAACCAGCAUGUGCGUGAUAACUGGUUUGGCCAACGUUACUGGAUUCGACGAGAAGAAAUUCAGCCCAGCGUUGCUGGUUAAAUGGAAGCCCAAUUUCGUGCAUCCACUCAUGCACCAGUUGCCCCAACCGACAACCUCCAACUUCAACCGCGAUGAUAAAAAUGAGCAUCCAAAGAAAUGGACGAUCAUCGGCAACGUAACUGAAAAAGGUUUUCCACUCAAAACCUUUGUGGACUGGCUCAACAAUGGUAUCAACUAUGCCAAAGAAGUUUAUGCAAAGAUGAGAGAAAGUCAGAUGACCGACCUUGAAAUCUUCCGAGCGGAGACUAGAGACAUAUUUGCACCAGAACCAGCUUCCAAUAAAUGGACAACCUCACAACACCAAUGCAAAUCUGAUUGCGAAGUUGACCAGUUGCCAUACAUGCUCUCGCCAAAUGGAAAAGGAAACCUUCUCAAUUAUGCUGGAGAAAACAUUGCCGGAUUGAACAGUGCUUAA
Messenger RNA from Caenorhabditis remanei, 531 nucleotides. RefSeq lists its product as uncharacterized. The coding region runs from base 1 to 531 and encodes 176 amino acids. NCBI's taxonomy places the organism in Eukaryota, Metazoa, Nematoda, Chromadorea, Rhabditida, Rhabditidae. The record is from RefSeq and is a predicted model, not a curated record. The transcript is spliced from 3 exons.